Molecule: messenger RNA, 17482 nt
Organism: Coturnix japonica (Japanese quail)
Lineage: Eukaryota; Metazoa; Chordata; Aves; Galliformes; Phasianidae
Source: RefSeq, a predicted model, not a curated record
GGGGCCGCGCCGAGCGGGGGGCGCGUUCGCUCGCUGCGAUUCACAUCGCGCCCGCUUUCCCGUCUCGUAUGCAUGCCUAUCCCGGGAAUGGUGUAGUCAGCCCGUAGCUGAAUUAUUUAUAGACUCGUGCCAGCUGUGGGUUUUUUUUUUUUAUUAUUAUUUUUUGAUUUUUAUUUAUUUUUUUUUUCUGAUUCCACUUGUGUGCGCCGUUGGGAAAUGCGUUUUGCUUCCCUUUCUUCUCAAUGUGUGAAUGUCUUUGUCGGGGAGCGGUUUUUAUCCCCUUCAGACCCCUCUAAUAGCGAAUUGAUGCUCAUUUUUCCCUUCAGGAAGGGGACGCUUUGAGGAUAAUCAUGCUUCACAGAAGAACGGCACCGACCUCCAGUUGCUUUCAACACAACCUCCUCCACUAGGACUCCAGGAGUGAGAAAAAGAGAGAAAAUAAUCGUUAAGAAUAAUCACUAAAAGGCGAAAGGAAUGCUUACUCUGGAACCUGCAUUUGACGAUCCUCACGGCUCGCGCUGAAUCUCCUCUGAAGUGAUGCUCUCCAGCUUUUGAAUUUGCACUGCUUCAAGACGCAAGAUUGCCACCAAGAAUCCUCUGUUUGUUUUUUUGUGUUUGUUUGUUUUUACAGCCAAAUAGGAUUUUUUUUUUUUUAAACUUGUUCCCCAACUUUUGCCCCCUUCCCCCCCCCCCCUCGACCCUCAUUCUUCUUAUGUGGAUAUGCAAGCAAGAAGAGGAGCCUGGACAUUCCCAACAUGCUCUCUCCCUUGAUCUGUCCGUCUAGAGGUUCUGCUUCUACAAACCAAGGGAGUGUAAGAGCUGAAGAUGAGGUCCAGGGUGGAGUACUACUCUCCAAGGUUUUGGCUGGUGCUGGCAGUCCUUGCAACAACAGGAAGCGGGACCCACGCGCAAAAAAGCCACCCAAGCAUUGGCAUUGCGGUCAUCCUAGUGGGGACCUCAGACGAAGUGGCCAUCAAAGACGCCCACGAGAAAGAUGACUUCCACCACCUCUCAGUGGUGCCCCGGGUGGAGCUGGUGGCCAUGAAUGAGACAGAUCCCAAGAGCAUCAUCACCCGCAUCUGUGACCUCAUGUCAGAUCGGAAGAUUCAAGGGGUGGUAUUUGCUGAUGACACGGACCAGGAAGCCAUUGCCCAGAUCCUGGACUUCAUCUCUGCCCAGACCCUCACUCCCAUCCUGGGCAUCCAUGGAGGCUCCUCUAUGAUCAUGGCAGAUAAGGAUGAGUCAUCCAUGUUCUUCCAGUUUGGCCCAUCAAUAGAACAGCAAGCUUCAGUCAUGCUCAACAUCAUGGAAGAAUAUGACUGGUACAUCUUCUCCAUUGUCACUACUUACUUCCCUGGUUACCAGGACUUUGUCAACAAGAUCCGCAGUACCAUUGAGCACAGCUUUGUGGGUUGGGAACUGGAGGAGGUCCUCCUGUUGGACAUGUCCCUGGAUGAUGGAGACUCAAAGAUCCAGAACCAGCUCAAAAAGCUCCAAAGCCCUGUUAUCCUCCUCUACUGCACCAAGGAAGAGGCCACCUACAUUUUUGAGGUGGCCAACUCUGUGGGUCUGACAGGCUAUGGUUACACGUGGAUCGUGCCCAGCCUGGUGGCAGGGGAUACAGACACAGUGCCAUCCGAGUUCCCCACCGGGCUCAUCUCUGUCUCAUAUGAUGAAUGGGACUACGGUCUUCCUGCUAGAGUGAGGGAUGGAAUAGCCAUAAUCACCACUGCUGCUUCUGAUAUGCUGUCUGAACACAGCUUCAUCCCUGAGCCCAAGAGCAGCUGUUACAACACCCAGGAGAAAAGGAUUUACCAGUCCAACAUGCUCAACAGGUACCUGAUUAACGUCACCUUCGAAGGCAGGAAUUUGUCGUUCAGUGAGGACGGAUACCAAAUGCACCCUAAGCUGGUGAUCAUCCUUCUGACCAAGGAGAGGAAGUGGGAGAGGGUGGGGAAAUGGAAGGAAAAGAAGUUGCAGAUGAAGUACUACGUAUGGCCCCGCUUUGAGCUUUAUCCUGAUUCUGAGGAGCGUGAGGAUGAUCACCUGAGUAUAGUGACCCUGGAAGAGGCACCGUUUGUCAUUGUGGAGAAUGUGGACCCCCUCAGUGGCACCUGCAUGAGGAACACAGUCCCUUGCCAAAAACGCAUUGUGACUGAGAACAAAACUGACGAGGAGCCGGAUUAUAUGAAGAAGUGCUGCAAAGGAUUCUGCAUCGACAUCCUGAAGAAGUUGUCCAAGACUGUCAAGUUCACCUAUGACCUCUACUUGGUGACUAAUGGGAAGCAUGGCAAAAAAGUCAAUGGGACAUGGAAUGGAAUGAUUGGAGAGGUUGUCACCAAACGGGCCUAUAUGGCUGUGGGAUCCCUCACAAUUAAUGAGGAACGAUCAGAAGUGGUGGAUUUCUCUGUGCCCUUCGUUGAGACUGGGAUCAGCGUCAUGGUGUCACGGAGCAACGGAACUGUCUCACCAUCUGCCUUCUUAGAGCCAUUCAGUGCUGACGUAUGGGUGAUGAUGUUUGUGAUGCUGCUUAUCGUGUCUGCAGUGGCCGUCUUUGUCUUCGAGUACUUCAGCCCUGUGGGCUAUAAUCGGUGCCUUGCUGAUGGCAGAGAGCCAGGAGGUCCCUCUUUCACCAUUGGCAAAGCUAUCUGGCUGCUGUGGGGGCUGGUGUUCAACAACUCCGUGCCAGUGCAGAAUCCCAAAGGUACCACCAGCAAGAUCAUGGUGUCAGUGUGGGCCUUCUUUGCUGUCAUCUUCCUGGCCAGCUACACUGCCAAUCUGGCUGCCUUCAUGAUCCAAGAGGAAUAUGUGGACCAGGUGUCCGGCUUGAGCGACAAAAAGUUCCAGAAACCCAAUGACUUCUCACCCCCUUUCCGCUUUGGGACAGUUCCCAAUGGCAGCACAGAAAGGAACAUCAGAAACAACUACCCUGAAAUGCACAGCUACAUGGUGAAGUUCAAUCAGAGGGGAGUGGAUGAUGCCCUAUUCUCAUUGAAGACUGGGAAGUUGGAUGCUUUCAUUUAUGAUGCAGCAGUGCUGAAUUACAUGGCUGGCAGAGAUGAAGGCUGCAAGCUGGUGACAAUCGGGAGUGGAAAAGUGUUUGCUUCCACAGGCUAUGGCAUUGCCAUCCAAAAGGACUCAGGCUGGAAGCGCCAGGUUGAUCUUGCUAUUCUACAGCUUUUUGGAGAUGGGGAGAUGGAGGAGCUGGAAGCACUGUGGCUCACUGGCAUUUGUCACAAUGAGAAAAACGAGGUUAUGAGCAGCCAGCUGGAUAUAGAUAACAUGGCAGGUGUUUUCUACAUGCUGGGAGCAGCUAUGGCCCUCAGUCUCAUCACCUUCAUCUGUGAACAUCUAUUCUACUGGCAGUUCCGCCACUGCUUCAUGGGUGUCUGCUCUGGCAAGCCUGGCGUGGUCUUCUCCAUCAGCAGGGGUAUCUACAGCUGCAUUCAUGGUGUGGCCAUUGAGGAACGCCAGUCAGCAAUGAACUCCCCCACAGCGACUAUGAACAACACCCAUUCCAACAUCCUCCGCCUGCUUCGGACAGCCAAGAACAUGGCCAACCUAUCAGGGGUCAACGGCUCACCACAGAGUGCCCUGGACUUCAUCCGCCGUGAAUCAUCAGUUUAUGAUAUUUCUGAGCACCGCCGCAGCUUCACCCACUCAGACUGCAAGUCCUACAACAACCCCCCAUGUGAGGAGAAUCUAUUUAGUGACUAUAUUAGUGAGGUGGAGAGGACCUUUGGCAACCUCCAGCUGAAGGACAGCAAUGUAUAUCAGGACCACUACCACCACCACCACCGUCCCCACAGCAUUGGAAGCACCAGCUCCAUCGAUGGGCUCUAUGACUGUGACAACCCACCCUUCAACGCCCAGUCGCGGUCCAUCGGGAAGAAGCCCUUGGACCUGGGGUUGCCCCCUGCCAAGCACAGCCAGCUGGGUGACCUCUAUGGCAAGUUCUCCUUCAAGAGUGACCGCUAUGGGGGCAGUGGGGCCCACGAUGACCUGAUCCGCUCAGACGUCUCUGACAUUUCCACACACACAGUCACCUAUGGCAACAUUGAAGGCAAUGCAGCUAAGCGGCGGAAGCAGCAGUACAAGGACAGCCUGAAGAAGCGUCCAGCCUCUGCCAAGUCCCGGCGGGAGUUCGAUGAGAUAGAGUUGGCCUACCGCCGGCGCCCACCCCGCUCGCCCGACCACAAACGGUACUUCAGGGACAAGGAAGGGCUACGGGACUUCUACCUGGACCAGUUUCGGGCCAAGGAAAACUCACCACACUGGGAACAUGUGGACCUGACGGAUAUCUACAAAGAGCGUGGAGAUGAGUUUAAGCGGGAUGCAGGAGGAGGAGGAGGAAGUGGAUCCUGCACAAACAGAGCCCACCAUAAGCAUGGUUCGGGUGAGUUUGGCGGAAGCAAUGAACACAAGCAUGGUGUUGUGAGUGGGGUCCCGGCACCCUGGGAGAAGAAUCUCACCAACCUAGACUGGGAGGACCGGUCUGGGGCUAAUUUCUGCCGCAGCUGCCCUUCUAAGGUGCAUAACUACACACCAUCAGUGGUGGGGCAGAAUUCCACUCGCCAGGCCUGCAUCCGGUGUGAGGCCUGCAAGAAAGCAGGCAACCUGUAUGACAUCAGUGAGGACAACUCUCUCCAAGAGCUGGACCAGCCGCCUGCCCCUGUGCCCGUGGCCACCAGUGCCACCUCCUCCUCCAAAUAUCCUCAGAGCCCUUCCAAUUCUGCCUCCAAGGUGCAGAAGAAGAACCGCAACAAGCUUCGCCGGCAGCACUCCUAUGAUACCUUUGUGGACCUGCAAAAGGAUGACUCGGCCCUGGCCCCUCGCAGCGUCAGCCUCAAGGACAAGGGUCGCUUUUUGGAGGGGAGCCCCUACGCCCACAUGUUUGAGAUGCCAGCCAGUGAGACCACCUUUGCCAACAACAAGUCCUCAGUGCCAGCCACCAGCUACCACCACCACAACAACCCCGUCAGCAGCGGGGGGUACAUGCUCAGCAAGUCGCUCUACCCUGACAGGGUCACCCAAAACCCUUUCAUCCCCACUUUUGGGGAUGACCAAUGCUUGCUCCACGGCAGCAAAUCUUAUUUCUUCAGGCAGCCUGUGGUGGCAGGAGGGCCCAAAGCCAGGCCAGACUUCCGAGCCAUCGUUACCACCAACAAGCCGGUGGUCUCAGCCCUUCAUGGGGCUGUGCCAGCCCGUUUCCAGAAGGACAUCUGUAUAGGGAACCAGUCCAACCCCUGUGUGCCUAACAACAAAAACCCCAGGGCUUUCAAUGGCUCCAGCAACGGGCAUGUUUAUGAGAAACUCUCCAGUAUUGAGUCUGACGUUUGAGUGAGAGGGAAGGAGCAUGGGGAGGGACUGGGGGUGGAUGUGGAGCAUGGGAGGGUGGGGUGGGAUCAAUCCCAUCGGCUACUCUCCCUGGUCAUCCUUAGUUUGUGGGAUACUGGAGUUCUGAGUAGUACAGCAUUGGUGACAAGUGCCACCUCUUUGGUUUCCCCUCUUCCUCCUCCUCUUUCCCACCCCUCCCCUUUUAUCUCUUUUUCCAUGUUCUCUCUCCUCCCAUUCUCCUCCAUUCCUGGCCAUUGCACUUUACAGUGACAUUGGAGUUGGAUAUCCUCAUUUGUGAUUUCACGAGGAGAAGAAGGCAGGGAAGGGGUGGGGUGAGGGGGAGCAAUAGUGAUUCUAGCAUUUCACUCUUGCUGACUCCCAGCAGAGAAAGGCAUGUGCAUGCACACAUGUGGCAGGAGGAGACAGCAGCAGAAGUAUAAUGGACAUGCAGGAAAAUAUGCUUGUUCAGGCAACUCUUCCUAAAACUGCCUAGAAAAGAGUGAUGUUUGAAGAUGUGGAGAAAGUGAAGGAGGAAUAACAUGACUAACUUGAUGAUGCACUUAUAUGUUAGGUAUAAUGAGGUUCUUGUUACAUUAUUUUGUGAAGACUAUGGGGGUUUAGGGCUGAAAUAUAUAUAUAUAUUUGCGUAUAUGCUGAGAAUUUUACGCUGACAUUUUGAAUUGUUUGCUGGGAGAUAUGGGGUGAGAGAGAGAAGGCUUGUUUGCAGGUCUGGUGAGUGGUUUCACUGUGGCUGUUACAGGCAUUGAGCCUGUGACAGAGCAAUGGGAGAGUUGGAAAGGAAAUGAGCUUUGAGUCUGGGAGAGCAACCCUUGAAUCAGGGGGGCUUCUGGGAGCUCUGACAGGAUGCUGUUUUGCACUGAAAUGAAAGGAAUUUUGGGGAAGGGAAGCAGGAUUGUUUUUUUAGCUAUAAGUUGUUCACUAAUUGUGGUUUACUUCAAAGGUGGGAGCAGUAUUUAGUAUGGGUUAGCCUAUACGCGAGUAUAUACAAUGAAUUUAUACUUGAAAUGUCUGUGGAGAAAGCAAAAUAAACUCACAAUCCUAUAAGGUGUCUGGAUAACACACAGUGGAACAGAGCUAAAGAGUAGGGAAUGGUGGGGAGUUUUGUCACUGUCUCUUCAGAGGACACCAAGCCUGUUUUGGCAUGUUCUUUAGCAAGGAGAGCAGGACAAGGAACAUUUUCAUCCUUCUGCCCUCCCCACCCUUGGCCAGCAGGAUGGAAGAAAAAGAAUGGGGUGUCCUCUGCCAAUGGUGGCAUGGUGCUGGAGAGAAAAAAAAAAAAACAACACAUGAAAAGGUGCAUGUAGUGGCAGUGGUGUUGGUGGACUGUUUUGAUGCCUCAUUGGACAUGUAGAAAUGGGAAGAGGGUGUUCGCACCUGUGGGAAAUACAUAUGUAUAUUUACUAUUGAAUGUACAGGGGAAGUACAUAGCUUGUCUUCCUGGCAAUGGGUGUGCUUGAAUAAAAGCCAGAGAGCACAGGAACUUGUGCUGAGGGCUGAAGACAAGACAUGCAAGGCUGAGAUGUGUGUGUACAUGUACGUGUGCCUCAGUGUGUGAGAGAGAUACUAGCACAAGUGCAAAGCUGGAAUAGCCUAGGGUUUCCCAUCCCUGCAGUUGUAGUGACAGCUUUCCUGGUGCACAUAGUAUCGAUAGGAAUGUUUUUAUUUUCCACUGUAUCAUUUUAGAUGCAAGUUAAACUUAACGGAAAGGGAGCAAUGGUAGGAGUGAGAAGUUGAACUCCCUCUUCAUAUGUCUUUUUUUUCCUGAGGUCAGGCAUGGGCCAACAUCCUGAGAGAUGUGGCAGAGUCCCUCCUGUUUCUCCUGAGUGUGUCCCAGUGUCAUAAUUACCAUGGCUCACCAGGGAGAGUGUUGAGAGAACCUUGUGCUAAGGGCGUGGGGACAUUCCUGGGGACUGACUGAAUGGAGACGGCAGCCCCUUUAUGAGCCUCUUGGAGCUGAAAGCCACCUCGCUCGCAUUCCUCACCGCACCCUGGUUGAUUUUAUCUUAUCUUGCUCUUUUUAAGCCAACAGAAGGCCUUUUAUUUAUUUACCUAUUUAUUUUAUUUAUUUUUUAGAGCUGGGGUGGGGGGAGGGUGGGAUUUGCCUGUGAGGUCAAAGAGUGUGAGGAGAGGGUGGGCAAGGUCUGUGAAGGGGACAUUUUCUUAGAUUUCACUGAGGAAAUUGAGGAGGGAAGAGGGGGAGAGUCUUUGUAAUGCCACCCCUUAGUCUUUGGGGUAAGGGAACUUCUUAUUCUUUCCCUCUUCUCUCAUUACAAAGACAAAAAGGUAAAAAAAAAAAAAAAAAAAAAAAAAAAAAAAAGAAAGAAAAAAAGGAAAAAAAAAAAAAAAAAAGAAAAGAAACCAAACAAAUUAACAGAGCGAUCUGCAAUCCAGAAUACACGGCAGCUCGUCAGAUGCCUCUGACAGCAGCCACUAAGAAGGCGUUCCUUUCAUUUGUAAAUAUUUCUUUUUUAUUGCGUUUUUGUAUAAAUUGGUGUUUCUCUUCUCGUGAAUAUUCAGGUCGUGGGGUGGGAGGGAGGGGAGUUUGUUUCUGUUCUGUUUGUUUUCUACGACUUUUCAGGCUGCGUUUUUGGAAGCGGUUUACGCGGGUCGAGGCCGUAUGAAUGAGGAAGAGAGAGAGCGAGAGAGAGAGAGAGGAAAAAAAAACAAACAUGUGUGUUGUGUACCCCUAGGCCCCCCGUAUCGCCCUGUCACCUUAUCUUCAUGAAUGGAAGACGCCGGAACGUCACUUCAAGCCUUGCCAGCAGGGUUUCAUGUUUUGAUGGGAACAUCCCCAAUUCCUUUUUGCAUAUAAACUCUCUGUACCAGCAUCUCUCUGUGGAGUUUGAGCCUCAAGGCACUACACUGUCUUGGUAGUGGUGGGGUGAACCAUCAAGUUGGCCGCUCAGGUUGGACCAUCACUUGACAUUAAGAGACUUCUCCAAUGCUACAUUGGUUUAGAAAUCUUGGACCUGGGAAAGCUCGUGAGAAUUUCUGGUUAUUUCCUAAGGGCUUGGGGGGGAACUUGACAGCUGGCAAGGGCAGCUAAUCUCAUUGGUGGUUAUUUCAGUACUUUACGUCCCUCCCCACCUGGAACAAGGAAACCUGGAGGGUGGCUCUGCAGGGAAAUUAAGCCGAAAACAAACCAAAAAGAAGUUAAUGGAACUUUUUUCAAAUCUCUUCUUAAAGGUUCUGAUUUUUGUGUUCCAGGGCGAAAGUUGGUUCGUAUUUUCUCCAAACUGGUCUGUCCCUUGUUCCACUGAUUGGCAAAUGAUAGUUUGCCAAAAUCAUUAUCUAGUGUUGAUACUGUGUAGCACUGUUAACACUGGGAGUGCUCUGCAAAUAUUAACUGUGCCACAAACCACUCAAAUGAAUGCUCUAGGGCAACCAGAAAAGAAGAACUGGAAAUUCUGAACUGAACAACUGGUCUAACUACAGGAGUCUGGUGUUUUGCCUUCUCCCACAAUAAAUUAGGCCACGUGUCCAUCAGGUUAUUCCUUUCUCUAUAAGUGAUCUUUUCUGGUUGCUUUGUUUAAUUUAGUUCUGACAGGUCAACAAAUUUUGGAACAGAGGUGAAGGGGAGGGGCUGGGAGGGGGGAGGGUGUAAUUCAUAAUCCAGAAAAUAAACCAAUGAUGUUAUUAAACUCUGAUUAUAUAUUUAGAAUUUUAGAUUUGGUGUAUUUUCAUUCUAAGUAUUCUAAGUGAAUCGAUCAGGUAAUAUUAGCAGCAGGUGUUGUCUAUACUAGAAUACCACCCAUGUGCUGUUUAUUACCUGUCUUGAAAAGAACGGGAUUUCAUACCAGAGCCUGACAAAAUUACACAUCUCCUCACUUGCCAUUUCCCUCUGUCUCCUGUAGAAACACCAGUAUUUUCUGGGGGCAGUGGCUGGGAUCAUUUCCCCUUUCUGAACGUUUCUGCACUCGUGAAUGAUGAUCAAAAAUCAUUGCAUCCUCUACAGGUGUGUGACUUCUACUGUAUAUUUGCAGCCAGCCUCCUGGGAAAGAUUAGGCGCUUUUGGUAAUGUUUCUGACAUUGGCCUCCUCAAUCUAGUUCUAGGUAUGGCUCUCUGAGAGGUAUUUCCAUGAGCCAUGUUGUUCUGAAGUGAUACCAGAACAUAGAUACUCAGCUGAAGGAGGAUUUGUAUGAAGGAGAUGGAGAAAAUAUUAAAAAUAAAAUAAAAUCAGGAGUGUGCCAUGCACAGUGGAAUGCAUCUGGCAGGUAGAUCUUGCAGCCGUGGAUCUCCUCAUCAUAAACCUUCUUGAGGAAUUCACACCAGCUUUUUACUGUAGUGCAAUGAAACAUGUGCUGGUGUAGCAGUCCUGUCUCCCAUCAUGCCUUCCAUGGAGGGCACAAUCAGAACUCACCUUAUCACCUCAUAAAUAGGGAAGAGGAGCUGCAGUCAGAACUUGUUAUCAGUGGAGAUAAUGAAGCACACCGGCCCCACCUCCUCAGUUAAAAAAAAACAUCCUUUUAUCUUUGAUAUCCAGCAUACGUCAUCAGAACUCUCCAGGUGAGAACUCCAGUAUGUUCAAAAUGCUCAGCAAUAUGCAAGCAUGAACUUUGCCCUUAGGGAAUUGCUAUUUCAAUUUCUAGCGCGUGGGGGAGGAAGGUUCCUUUGUGUGGUCCUGAAAGAUUUGGUGGAGGAGUUAAGAAAUGCCAAGAUGGCCCUCUUUGCUUCUGACUUCUUCAGAAAUUCAUACUGAUGCUGAGCUACUCACUUCAAGAAGACACUAGCAUCCAUCUUGAAUAAAGCCCCUUUGUACCUUCAAAUCAGGGUUGUUUCUCAAAACAACAUUGUCAGCAAAGGAGAGAGGGGGAGAUGUAGACUAUAGAUGGUGAUGGUGGCAGGUUAGAGUGAUCAGAGAUACCUCAGGGAUCUUUAUAGGCAAGCCUUUGCUUUAGAGCUUUCUAUCAAAUGUGGCAUAUCCUCCCACCUCCAUUGCUUAUCAACAGAUGGAAGCAAACCUGGGAACACAGCCAAUGAUCAGACUUAGGCCUUUCACACAUCCUCCACUCCAGUCAAGCAACCUUUGAUGAGCUCUUCCUGUGGAGAAGGGUGGGAGGUUGCACUUCCCCAUGUAUUUUUGGUUGCUGAAACGACAAGAAAAAUGGGAGGAGAUAAAGAUGAGUGCUGAUGAAGGGACUUUGCGCUGACUCUUUGUGCUGCUUCUCUAAGGAUUGUCACUUCACCCUUCCUGCUCAAUUCAAGCUGGCAAAGGGUAGGGUCCAAUUCUGCUGCCUCUCUGUGGCAUAUGCCUGGCAGAAGCCUCUGGGAGCCACGUGUGAGAAAGGAGCUGGAUUGCUGGCAAUGUAUGGGGACAGACUCCAAGCCACAAUCCCUGUCUGCACCCACUCUUUCCUAUAAGUGCUUCCCUGCUGCUGAACACACCUGGCGUGUCCACCUGGAACACACCUACCAUGCUGCUGGAUGCUGCAGGGCACAUUGAGAUAGUAACUAGUGGGACUUGAUUGUUGUCCCCACAAGGGCUUAUUUUCAAUUUGCAGCCAAAUAGAUUUCCAAGCCAUAGACCCUCGCUGCAUUCACCCACCUAUAUACCUGUAUCUCCCUCCCUUCUCCCCCUUCAAAAGGCAAACUGGGGCGCUGACUGUCUCAUUGGCAAUAUGAAUGCUAUUGCUUCAUCCUCAUCACGGGCUCUCUGGACCUCCCUGGUGCUGACUGCAGACAGACCUGGGUGUCUGCCAUUAGAACGGUAACAACUACAACAACAACAACAAAAACCCACUUUGUGAUUGGCUUUGAGUUCUUUCUUCAUCUCUUCUGCAUUCCCAAAUUCAAUUUGAGUGAAUUCUGGCACCCUUCUGUCACUGCUGACAGCAAAAAGGACACAGCGUGAAUCUGCCUGUGUAUGAAAAGGGCAGUAAAACUGUGUAUCAGAGAGCAGGACUCAGGUCUGCCAAUGCCAAGGGUACAGUUUCCUGGUGCUGAGGUAAAGGAAGGCCUCUGCAAUGUGUUAGUAGCUACACAUCUUUUACUCUGCUGGCUUCCUGCCAUUCAAGGCUAACAGCAAGCACUGGUAUGCGCUCCAGCGGGUCAGACAAAUUCCAUACUGUAGGGCAGGGGUUCCUCUGGGCAUGUGCACACAUAUGAAAUAUAUUGGGGAAGUGAAACACAUGUGAACAAGCCUGGCACAGCAGGAAGCUGUGAGGCUUGUGCGCUUGUACGCACAUACACACACACGGUACAUUGCAGUAUGCUUUAUUACUCUGUCCCACGGUGCAUUUUUGCCAAGUAGAAACAACGCGAUCUUUCCUACGAUUCUGCUGGUAGUUAUUUAAUUUAUGUGUUCACUUUGUGACUUUUACAUCAUCUGCUUUCUUGACUGCAGCAUUAUUGUGUAAAUACAAAUGUAUAUAUGUACAGAUACUAACUCAAGCAAUUAUAUUCAGGUUGGGGAAAGGGUGGUUUUUAUAUCUGUACAGUAUUUCCUUAUUAAAUAAUGGCAUGGGGGGGAGGGGGAGGGGAGGGCUGGGAAAGUUAACUUCUAAGUUGUGGUUUUAUUGGUCUGUGGUGUUUGAAGUUGUUUCAGUGGUUGCUUUUGCUGGUUCAGAAAGUUUAUCUGGAUGUUAUAUGUGUGUGCCAAGAAAGGGUCCCCAGACAGGGGAGGUUUGGGAUUUGGUGAGGGGUGGUGGGUAGCAGAGGGUGUUAAUAAUUUCCUGUAAUAAACGCAGUGUUGAUUGCUAGGGAUUGUUUGUGUGAGGCACAGGGCUGUUUCUUUCUCUAUGUGCUUUGCUUUUUUAUUGCUUUCUCUUCCCUGGUUCCUGUUGUACUCUCUCUUAGAUGUCAGCAGACUACGUUUGUUACUACAGGGAUCUCUCUCUGGGCCUUCAUUUCCUCCUGACCAACUCUUUCAUCUCCCUCUUUUUAUGGCCUUCUCUGUACCAGUGGGAGAGGAGAUUAGAUGGUACCAUCUUGGACCCUCUGUGCCAUCCUUACCUACUUUACUUCCUCUGCUUUAGAUAUUCUCAGUCCUUCCUCUGAGCAGAACCUCAUUUUCAGGUGUUCUGAUCACUCCAGUUUACUGCCUCAUCUCCCUGGCCUCUUAUCUACUUUUUUCCCAUCUUACACAUCCUGAUCCUCCAAUUUCAUUUCAACGUCUUUUCCCUCAAGAUGACUUACACUGGCUGUUUGCCCACUCUGCUCUUCUUAUUACUGUCUUGUUGCUUUGUGUCUUCUUUGGACUGUGCAAUGCAGUGUGGAAGAGUGAAGGACAGGACCCUACUUCUCUCCUGGAAAAUUCUAGCCCUGACUAGAUCAUUAGAUUAUAUUUGGUAGCUAUUUUUGACUUCUGUUUCCUUCACUGAGGUGGAGUUCUACUCUUAGCCACUCAAAGAAUAAGAAAUGAUCAGUCUGGCAAAUUAAUCAGUGCAAGGAAGCAGCAAAAUUUUCUCUUCUGAGAAAGCCAUGAGAGAGAACAGUCCUUCCUUCUUUGGUAGCUGACUGGUGAGUUUAGAGCAGGGGCAGACAUAGUUUUUAUUUAGUUCUCUAUUUCUCACGUCAGGCUCAGUGAAGUCUUUUACUCUAUGUCAGUCAAGCAAGGCUGUUGGAAAGGAGUAUGCUAUCCUUUAUAAGCAUGAGGAUCCAUUCAUUUAUUGCCUAAAGGCCACUGGAUUCUAAACACCUACAUGAUGUUCUGCUGUUGAAAACCUGGGAGUGAGUACCUAGUAGUAUUUUGUCCCUUUGAGCCUGAUAAGUCAAUAUAUGCUUGUGCUUGACACUAGGUAACCAGGAUUUGUAUUCUAGCACUAAACCAGUAAGGGAACAGAGUAGCAGCGUGGCACGGUAAAUGCACAGAGGCAGUGGCGGUGGUUCUAGACAGAUGCCAAAACACCUCAUUCUCUCCCUUUCGGAAAACUUGCAUUGGUUCUUCUCAAACUUCCAUUGACCCACCAUUCCCCAAAGGCUGAGAUUACCAUCCAUGGCACUGGCUGCUCAUCCCUGAAGACAUCUAAGUCUGCUUGCUGGUCACAGUCUGGAAAAAGGUCAGUUAGUCUUUGUGUAUGCGUGUUUAUUGCCAUGUCUCUGAGGGUCUGAGCUGUACUGUAUGACAGAUGAAAAGGUUUACUCAGAGAUUAUCAAGAGCAGCAGUCUCCUCCUGGAUGCUUCUACCAACUCUUAGUUACUCUAAAUCUCUGAUUUCUGGGUGGGAAAAACCUCAGGAGCUAAAUGGAAAUGGUGCUUUGCUGAGAGGAAUGAGCAGGGUAGAUGUAUCUCUCGUGUACACUUGCUGUAACCUUGAUGUAGCUUUCCCAGUGAGAUCUACCGUGGCCACUAUAUUUGCAGAUAAAUCACUUAUCAGUUUGGGAGAAGGUGUGUAUUUGAGACUUUCAUUUGCUUGACUCUUGCAGAACUCCAAACACGAGUGAAGCCAGAAAACACUGACCCAUCUAAUGCUGCCCCAAGGAUACUUAUUCAGUGUACCACAAACAUGACAUACCUGCAGCAUCUGCAGGGCAUCUGGAGAGAAUGCAUCUGUCCCAUAGGACUUCUGUCUAGACCCAUGAGCAGUGGCUGGCAAGCCCCAUGUCACCUGGAGAAAGAUUAUACCUGCCUCUGAACAGACAUACAUUAACUAAAGGGAUAAGAUCAUAGCUUUGUGUUUUCUCCUGCUGCUUUCCUUACAGGCCUUGCAACUAGAUCCAUCAACACAGACAGCUAAACUCCUGUGAAAAUCGAGGAGCUCUGGGGAAGCUACCAGGGAGUUUAGAUGCCUGGAAUGCUCUUUGUGGAUUUCUUGCUGGUGUGGGCCUCUUCCUGCAAUGCAUUUUGCCAGGACUCAUCUCCCAGGAACUCACCUUGCUUGAAUAUAGCUUCGAGGGGUUCCCUCUGCUUGGGAUCACCAUGUGUAUGUUGCAUGCCUGUUGCUACUUGUCUGUACUUCUUGCAUGUGUCUAUUUGUUGGGGGGCAGGGGUGGGUUCAUAGCGGUAUGUGUAUUUAUGCAGCUUGUUCACAUUUGUAUGUGUGGUGCCACAGCCUGUAUGUGUGCUUAGGUGUGUACACAUAUUUGAGCUGAAUGAAAAGCGUUUGAAGCCAUAUGCUGCUAAAGCCAGGUGAUAGGUACCUGUAUGUACCUUGGCAGCCCUGUUGUUGCUCUUGCUUAUCUGGUGAGCCCUGGCAUGGCUGCUUUGUUAGGACUCUGGGGUACCAGUCUGAAUCUGUAACAAGGCUGGGACACAGGUUCCUCCUGGAGAUGGUUUGAAUACAGCAUCAGAAACUUAUUUCAUGCUUUCACUCACUUAUGUGCUGAAUCCACUGUGCCACAUUUUCUAACCAUUGUGCCACACUCAUUACCUACUUAGGCCUUAAUCAGUAGCUGGAGCAGGAAGACAAACCUGCAUUGACUGGUAAAGUCAAAAGACGUCUAGCCAGUCCUGCCCUGUGACUAAAACAAGAGGCUAUCUUGCCUUUCUUUUUGCUGCUUUCCAGGGCAAUGCAAACACUGUAAUUCCACUUGCAAUCAAGCACUAGCCUGUUCUUCCUUGCUUUUGGAUCAGAUAUAGGUGGAAUCUGAGUUAUGUUGGAUUGGUCUCUCACACCCACUACCUGGAAGAAUUUCACAGUUGCUUCUUGUAGCUGUGUAGGGAUCUUGCAAAUUCCAAGUUCUGGGGCAAUUCAGUUUCUUCAGAGGAGACCGUAUAUAGGAAGGAUGGGAGAGAGUGAACCUUCUGCAGCCAUCCUCCAUUCCAUUCAUUUCCCAGAUCUCUACGCCGGUAGCACCAGAGAGAAAAACUUGUUGGGAGGCCCCUACAGUGCCAACCAGAACAGCACUUUAACUGGCCAAAUUGCUGACAAGAGACUGCUGUCUUCUGUCAGCAGCCAGAAAAGACAAUCAGGACCUGAUGAAGAAAUGUCAUGAUUAAUCUGAGGAGAAAGGAGCGACACCUGGGGACUAGUGUCUAAGUCUAAAGUCUGCUUCACCAGACUAUUAGUGCUGGUGUCAUUGGGCCUCUUGAUGGUUUCCUUUUAUUUAUAUAUAACAAAAUGUAAUAUAAUGGUCUGUGGCUGCCAGUGACUCCUUCAACCAGAUUGCGUCCAUUCCCCUCCUUUGCUUUAUUCCAUGUUCAGCUGCUCUUUCCUCUCCAUCACACUGUAUCCUGUGCUCUGCCAGGCUUGUGUUAUAUGGAAGAGAAGAUAUAUGUCUGUGUGUGUGUGUAUAUGUACAUGUGUAUUUAUGUAUUGUAACUAUUACCAACAUGCUAUACACCUAAAAGCUCCUAGCAAGCUGGAGCCUUCAAGAGGUGCUUGUAGGAAAUUACUUCCCCACUAGACAGCAGUUAGUGUGGAUGUUAUCAAAGAAAGCUGCUAGCUUUGGAGGCCUCUUUGCCUGUCUGGGUACUUUUCUUAUCUCUGGAGCAGGCUCUCUCUCACAUGUGGUCAGAAAUGCAGCAAACUGCUCUUUUUAGCUUUGCAUUUUUCAAAUUUCUAAUGCAGAAAUAUGUUCCUUGAUUAUCUGUUGAUUUCUUUUGUUUGUUUUUGUUUGUUUGUUUGUUUUGCAGUCCUUUUAGUGGGAACAGGGAGGUGUUUUCAGCAAUACAACUUUCCGAGACCUCAGUUCUGUGCAGUUGUUGUUUGUAUGGUUCAGCUGUGUUUGGGGUCUUUCCUUUGUACGUGUUUUCCUGAAUGGCAGGGCUAUCUUGAAGCAUCUCUUUGCCAGUGACCAAGGCUCCAUCUGUAUUUGGAGGCAUGGGCUGGUCUAUGGAGAAGGCAGCAGCCUUUCAGGAAUUAGUAGCUUUUCAUCGACUUCCCUGUGGAGUCACAGAAGGCAAACUAAUAAACUGAUGCACAGGUGGGUUUUGGUUUGGAGUUGUGGGUUUUCUUGGUACUCCUCCUCUUUUCCUUCCUUUUUUUUAUUUUCUCUGCUUUUCCCUUAGAAAUAAGUGUUAUUUCUGUGAGCUUUGGGGUGGGAGAAGGCAAGGAGGGAGUCUGACCCCUGGGUCCCUCCCUCCUGACUCCAUUUAGAAUUGCCAUUGUAUGAUAGAGAGAGGCCCUUUUGGGGCGAUUUCUAUGGUGACAAUCAGAGCAGGGUCCUGGUGGCUGCUGAGGGGCCUGGCCUAAAGGCCAUGUGUGCCCAAGGUGCACCCUCUGGCUUGCACAUGUCUUGGGGCAGGCUGGAGAGUGGGCUGAGAAGAAAACUCUCACCCACAAUUCAUGGGAGGGAGGUGGAGGAAAGAAGACAAACAGGCAGAAAGGAGGCCAACAAAUCUGUAUUGGUCUGAGCCAUCCCCGCAUCUCCCUGUUUUGCCUCCUUCUCACACAGGUCUCCCCACGCAGGAGUGAGGCCACGGAGAUGGGCAGAUGGCUGUGCCUGGGCCAGAGCUGUCCAGCAUUGCCUCCAGUGGAUAGGGCUGACUCUUGGCUUGAACAAUGCCUUUUAGGGCCCAGCAGAGUCUCACAAGCCAUGAAGUGUGGGUUAAAGGUGGAUAUCUGUCCAGAUAUCAAUGUCUUGCCACUAGGAGAAAGCCCAGUACCUUCACCCUUUGGCUCCUGGAAGUGGCUGCGAGCAGCAGUGGAGGACUGCUGUGUCUACUGAGGUUGGGGCAGGUAGUAACUUCAAAGUUGACAGAGAUUAACUCUGGCUGUAUUUGAUUUGUAACUAAUGUACAUUUACUUUUGAGAGCACAUUUGAUUAGCUCAGUCUAUCAACCAAAAGGAAAAGGAAUACUCACCUCUAGUGUAAGUCUUCUACUGCCCAACACUGCUACCUCCUCUUGAGCUGUUGGUAUCUUGUGAUGAACCUGGCCACCUGUCAAGCUGUUGCACACAACGGAUAUUUCCCUAUUCACUUCUGAGACCAUCUUUGCCUAAAUUUUGCCUCCUCCUCAUCCCCUUUGCACAUGCACAUGCGCGCGCACACACCCACCUCCAGCCACUGCACUGGUGAAAAUCAGAGCCACAGAGACAUGAGUGCCAAAUGACUUUUUGUUUUUCAAGUAAAUGAUAAAAAAUAAGGUUUUGUUUCUUUCUUUCUUUCUUUCUUUCUUUCUUUCUCCUUCUUCUCUUUGUUUUUUUAACAUAUACAAAUGUAAAAGGGAACUGACAGCGAAUUGGUGGUGGCAAGAGGAAAUGGGAUGUUUUGUAACCCUAGCUGCAGUUAAAAAAAAAAAAAA